Molecule: messenger RNA, 1422 nt
Organism: Vanessa atalanta (red admiral)
Lineage: Eukaryota; Metazoa; Arthropoda; Insecta; Lepidoptera; Nymphalidae
Exons: 7
Coding region: 136-798 (220 amino acids)
Source: RefSeq, a predicted model, not a curated record
UCUUUGAUAACAUUAUCAGUAUGCUCUUUUACUAUGUCGAUUACUGGUGUUUAGGGCAUAUGUUAUUUAUUAUGUUUUAGUUUUGUUGUAGUUCCAUUUUGUUAUAAUUAUAAUGUAGUGGUGACAACUUCUAACAUGGCAUUCUGGACAAAGUUUUUGUUUAUUUUUUUGCUUACUAGUAUUCGUGUACAAAAUGGAACAAGUGAAGGUGAGUGUUCGUUUUGCGUGGGCGAACAGUUCGAGUGUAUUAACGAAAAUUGUUACUGCGCCACAGGCUACGUACCAAAUUAUCACAAUACAGAUUGUACAAUAUGUCCAGGAUUAGGAGAAAAAUGCUACGGGCCUUGCUGCAGCGAGAACUCUAACGAAACUCUUCAAUGCUGGCGAGGUAUCUGUCAGUCUUGUUAUGACCUACACGGUAAUUGGAUUUGCAGAGAUUCAUUGGACCAAAUUAUUCUUGUAUCUGGUUCACAAAUAAUAAUGGCUAUCGCUCUGGUGCUUGGAAUUAUUGCUACUUUUACAUUGCUCUACAAACUUUGUGCUGUGACGAAUCUGAGACCCCUUGGGAAUCACUCGAGCGAAAGUCGACUAUCAGUUGGGAGUUUGCAAAUAUACGUAAAUGAACGUUUAAGAGAUGCGCCACCAAGGUAUUCAAGAACAGCGCCCUCUGGUUCAGCAAUAUACCCUGCAGCUGUUUAUCUUAAUGCAGGAUUUGUACAUGACAACAGCUUACCCCCACCGCCGUACACACCUGAACAAAAAAAUGAUAAUGAAACUAAUACAACAAUUCAUAUGUGAAAAAUCUCACGAAUGUAACAAUAAUUGUUAAGGGUUCACGUCGAAAAAAUACGAUUCAUAUUGCAAGAUAGCAAUUCCGUUACAUGUAUAACUUUCUUAUUUUUUUUAAACUAGAUAUAAGUAAUGAAUUAGUCUGUACCUAUGUACAUUAUUAUUAGUCAUUUCUAUUGAACACUUUUUACAUUAAGAAUAAUAAUAAUUUUCGCCAAAUUUAAAAUAUCAACCGAAAGCCGUUCUUUUGCAACGCAAUUCUAAAUAUAAUUACGUAAAUAAUUCUUUUAUCUAUGGCUAGGUACGCAUAAUGUGAAAUGUAAAUAAUGACAUUAUUAAUCUGAAAAUAUUGUGAUAAACUAUAUUAUAAAACACUUUUGUUUUAUUGUAUUAUUAUUUUUACUACCUAACUGUAAAGUUAUAGUUAGAUUAAAUUAAUCUUAAAUUUCUGUAUAGUUUUAAAUUUAUAGGUACCUUUUAUUUAUACAAGUCCGUACACGUGUUUAAUUAUUAUCUAAUCGAUGUAGGUAGCAUUUAAGAUGCUCUUGAGAAGGCUAAGUACAAAAUGUUAUGUAGCAACUGUACUUGAUAUGAUCUAAUGAAAAAUUAAAUUAUUAUAACUUGUUGGUAAAA